This is a messenger RNA of Juglans regia (Persian walnut), 1940 nucleotides long. RefSeq names its product translation initiation factor IF-2. The transcript is spliced from 4 exons. The record is from RefSeq and is a predicted model, not a curated record. Bases 139 to 1560 code for a protein of 473 amino acids. Lineage: Eukaryota; Viridiplantae; Streptophyta; Magnoliopsida; Fagales; Juglandaceae.
AAAUUCCAAAAGCCAGCGGAGUGUGUGUUUUAAGGAUCCGCUCGCCAAUCGUUAGACGAUUGGUCCCUGAGAAAUUUUGAAAUUUGGGUGCAUUGUAAAAUCACGAACUCACUGCUCUCUGCCACUGUUCCCUUCCAAAUGAGAGGAAGCAUCGGAAGAACGCUCUCUCGGCCCAACCCCAUUGGUUUUUCCAAUGCCACCAGACGGUCUCUAAUCCCCUUCUCCACUUCCUCCUCCUCUCCCACCGGUGGCGGGGGUGGUCGUGGCCGGGGACGCGGCUCUGGUUCCCCUCAGUUUGACUUCGCCUCCCCGGGUAAGCCCGAACCUGACGAGCCCGAGUCCAAGAUCGACCCGCCCCCUCCCGGGACUGGACUCGGGCACGGACAUGGCCGUGGCAGACCCGUCCCUUCCUCCCCUACCCUCCCCAACUUCUCUUCAUUCAUUUCCUCCAUCAAACCCCCACCGGCUGGCCGCGGCCAUUCUGUUCCACCACCGCCAGAUUCAGCGCCCAAGGAACCUAUUUUCUUCAAGAAAGAAGACGGGCCCGCAAACUUGUUGGACGCGGCUAAAAGUUUCACCGACCGAAAUCUCCCUCCGAGCAUACUCCCUGUAUCGACUGGCCGAGGUCGCGGAAAACCCCUGGAGCAACCGAGCCUGGAGGCUCAAUUUGUUGAAGAGAACCGGCAUACCCGAGCCCGGAAAAGCCUUGCCCAAGCCCAGACCCAAACCCAAACCCAAGAUGAACGAGGAAGAGCGCCGAGGAUGACCCGAGAAGAAGCUGUGAAAAACGCGGUGAAGAUUCUAUCACGUGGAGGUGGAGACGGCGACGGUGACAUCGGAGAUAGCAUUGGUGGUGUUAGAGGCGGAGGCAGAGGAGGAUACAGAGGGAGAGGUGCGCCUGGGCGGGGCCGAGGAAGAGGACUUUACAGAGGGAGGGGGAGGGGCAGGGCUGGGGACUCGAAGGAGGAUGCGUAUGGAGCGGGGCUCUAUCUAGGUGACAAUGCCGAUGGGGAGAAGCUGGCCAAGAGGCUUGGCGUUGAGAACAUGAAUCAGUUGGUUGAAGGGUUUGAGGAGAUGAGUGGAGCAGUGCUGCCUUCGCCUUUGGAGGACGCCCUUGUGGACGCCAUGGAUGUUAAUUAUGCGAUUGAGUGCGAGCCAGAGUAUUUGAUGGGCGAGUUUGAUCAAAACCCAGAUAUUGAUGACAAACCACCAAUUCCACUCCGUGAUGCACUUGAGAAGAUGAAGCCGUUCUUGAUGGCAUAUGAGGGCAUUCAGAGUCAAGAAGAGUGGGAGGAAAUCAUGAAAGAGACAAUGGAGAGAGUUCCAUUGUUGAAAGAGAUUGUCGAUUACUAUAGUGGACCGGAUAGGGUAACUGCAAAGCAACAACAAGAAGAGUUAGAAAGGGUUGCAAAAACUGUUCCUAUCAGUGCACCCGAUUCUGUAAAGCGGUUUGCUGACCGUGCAGUUAUUUCUCUUCAGAGCAAUCCCGGCUGGGGAUUUGACAAGAAAUGCCAGUUCAUGGAUAAGCUUGUGGGGGAGGUUUCUCAUCAUUACAAAUAAUCUAUGAAAACUCAUCUUGCCUUGAUAUUGAGCUUCUAGUUGAUUGGCGCCUAACAUACGACAUUCUCAGGAAUGGUAGGCGUGGUUGAUGAUACCUGUUAUGUAGACUAGAUAAACUAUUUGGAUUAUGCUAUAGCUAUAAUUUUUUUAAUUCCAGGAUUUUGCGCCUUAGCUCUUUUACUGUUUAACAGUUGUCUUUCAAGUUCCUUUUGCAAGGAUUACGCCAUUCAUGAAAUAAUUUUGCUUGGCAUUAGGCAUAAUGGCAUCUGAAUGAUGUCCUUAGCGUUUUCAAAUUCAUACUCAAGAAAUUGCUAGAACUUGUUGCACUGCUUCAAUUGUUCCUAUUAAAUUGUAUCAAACCAACUCCAGAAAUGUGGAAA